Messenger RNA from Ornithorhynchus anatinus (platypus), 6738 nucleotides. It is a transcript of the gene PPM1E, whose product is annotated as protein phosphatase, Mg2+/Mn2+ dependent 1E. Gene Ontology annotation, molecular function: cation binding; protein serine/threonine phosphatase activity. NCBI's taxonomy places the organism in Eukaryota, Metazoa, Chordata, Mammalia, Monotremata, Ornithorhynchidae. The record is from RefSeq and is a predicted model, not a curated record. The transcript has 7 exons. Gene Ontology annotation, biological process: negative regulation of protein kinase activity; protein dephosphorylation. Bases 99 to 2378 code for a protein of 759 amino acids.
UCCCUCCGUGCCGGCCAAGGGCUGCUCGCCGCGGCGGGGCUCCGGGAGAGCGGCUGCCCAGCGACCCUCCCUCCCGCGUCCCCGGGGCAUGAGCAGCCAUGGCCGUCGGAGGCCCCGAGGAGAAAACCUACCGGCGCUUCUUGGAGCUGUUCCUCGGCGAGUUCCGCGGACCGUGCGGCGGCGGCGAGCCCCAGCCCCCGCCCCAGCCGGACCUGCAGCCCGAGCCCCAGCCCGAGCCCCAGCCCGCCCAGUCCCUGCCGGAGCCCCAGCCGGAGCCCGGACAGCCUGCAGCGCAACCAGGAGAGGCGCCGGAGGAGGAGGAGGAGGAGGAGGACCGGCGCGACCAGGAGGGAGAAGGGGAGAAGCGGGAGCAAGAAGAAGAAGAGGAGGAGGUGGAGGAGGAGGAGGAGGCGGGGGGUCCGGGGCACCCGGCCGUGUCCUCGCCCUCUCCCCCGCCGCCCCUGCCGCCCCUGCCCCCGCUCCCGCGCCCGCUGUCGGAGCGCAUCACCCCGGAGGAGGUGGAGGGCGAGAGCCUGGACCUCUGCCUGCAGCAGCUCUACAAAUAUAACUGCCCUUCAUUUCUGGCCGCCGCCUUGGCCAGAGCGACAUCAGAUGAAGUCCUUCAGAGUGAUCUUUCGGUGCACUACAUACCAAAGGAAACAGACGGGGCCGAAGGGACCGUUGAGAUCGAGACCGUGAAACUGGCCCGUUCCGUCUUCAGCAAACUCCACGAGAUCUGUUGCAGCUGGGUGAAAGACUUCCCUCUCCGCAGGAAACCCCAGCUCUACUAUGAGACGUCCAUUCAUGCCAUCAAGAACAUGCGCCGGAAAAUGGAGGACAAGCACGUCUGCAUUCCGGACUUUAACAUGCUCUUCAACUUAGAGGACCAAGAGGAACAGGCCUACUUCGCGGUGUUUGAUGGGCACGGAGGGGUGGACGCUGCCAUCUACGCCUCCAUCCACUUGCACGUGAACAUGGUGCGCCAAGAGAUGUUCCCUCACGACCCGGCCGAGGCCCUCUGCCGCGCCUUCCGGGUGACAGACGAGCGGUUUGUGCAGAAGGCCGCCAGGGAGAGCCUGCGCUGCGGAACCACGGGGGUGGUGACCUUCAUCCGCGGCAAUAUGCUCCACGUCGCCUGGUUGGGCGAUUCCCAGGUCAUGCUCGUGAGGAAAGGCCAAGCGGUGGAGCUCAUGAAGCCUCACAAGCCUGACAGAGAGGACGAGAAGCAGCGGAUCGAGGCCCUGGGCGGCUGUGUGGUCUGGUUCGGGGCCUGGCGCGUUAACGGAAGCCUGUCGGUCUCCAGAGCGAUUGGGGACGCCGAGCACAAGCCAUACAUCUGUGGAGAUGCGGACUCCGCCUCCACGGUCCUGGACGGGUCCGAAGACUACCUCAUCCUGGCCUGCGACGGCUUCUACGACACCGUGAACCCCGAUGAGGCGGUGAAGGUGGUGGCGGACCACCUGAAGGAAAACAACGGCGACAGCAGCAUGGUGGCCCACAAACUGGUGGCCUCGGCGCGGGACGCCGGCUCGAGCGACAACAUCACGGUGAUCGUGGUCUUCCUGAGGGACAUGAACACCGCCGUCCACGUCAGCCAGGAGUCCGACUGGACAGAGAACUCGUUCCGAGGAGGGCAAGAAGACGGCGGGGACGACAAGGAGAACCACGGAGACUGCAAGCGCCCUUGGCCUCAGCACCAGUGCUCGGCCCCGGCGGACCUUGGCUACGACGGGCGGGUGGACUCUUUCACCGAUCGAACUAGCCUGAGCUCGGGUUCCGAGAUCAGCGCCCUCCAGGACCCGGGCUACCUCGACCUCGCCGGAGCCAACCCCGGCCGACCUCCGAGUGCCGGCUGGGGACCGGCUGUGGAGGCGUCUGGGCCCGGAGGGCCCGAGGGGGCGGUCUGGGCCGACGCCGCGACGAUGGCGGAAGAACCCGGAAGGCCGGCGGCGGACGGACGGGGUGACGGCCGAGAGCGUCCGGCUUAUUUUGGCUUGGAUCCCGCGGGGCGGGGCGGCCUCCGCCCAGAGAUUCUGUUUCCGGUCUGGCCGGGGCCGGAAGGUGGACGCUUCGAGCCCGGGGAGAGGAGAGGGUCUCGCGAUGCUCACUUGCGUCACUACGAUUAUGCCAGGAGGCGGCACGGUUUCAGGGUCAAGCCAAAGUUUCAUUCCUUCCUCUUUGCUCGAGAGCCUCCCCGCCGGGCGGGCACCGGCCGAUCUCCACUGGUCCUAGCCGGGCGGAGAAGCAGGCUGCUGCCGAGACCGUGUCUGGUGGGGAGGCCCGAUGGCUGCCAGAGUUACAGUGGGAAUGUGCUGAUGAUGCUGAGGAAGAAUGACUGUAUACCUUACCCCAACUGGCCCUGGAGCUGUCAAAUCUAGCACUUCUUUAAAGUAGGUUAGCCACACAUGACCCCCUUUAGUCCCCUUUAAGCCCCGAGAAAACUGGCACCCUCCUAACCAGCGAGGUGGCCCAAUCAGAACCAUGUGUUUCGUAUUAGGAUUCCCCGUAAGGCUCUUCUCUGUAAAUAGCUGUCUAGAAAUGUAGACUAGUGUAUCGGUCCCAGGGGAAAAUACUGGUAACUCCACUACCUAAAUUAGCCCUCGGUGUACUCCCACACCUCUGUCCAUCCUUAACGCGUGCCCCUUCCUCUCUCUACUCCCCAACCCCCCCCGCCCGGCCCAUCUCCACACACCUCUAGUAGACUCCGCUUAGCUGGCUCCUUUGACAAGAUGCAGUUAGGAAACAGUUUUAAACAUUCGACGCAACAGUCAACAGCCCAAUAUUCCUAAAAUGUCUUUGGAGCAGGACUCUUAGAGAGAUGCUGAAUUCAGAUUGCCAAACUGGGUGGAGGAAAAGGGGGGGGGUCCCCAAAAGCCUGGGUGCGUUUCUGGGCUUUAACUUCAGGUUUUUGUUACCGUAAAUGAACGAUCUAUAGGAAAAGACUCACUUUUUAGGUAAAAGGUGAAAAAAGGUAUGGAUUCUUAACGAGUCAGGUAGGAAGUAUGGAAGACUGUGGCUGCAUCAGAUUGAAGUAUAUCAUCCUAAGAGGUCAGCGGUUGAUUUUUUUCCAUAACUGAAGAGGCCGGAUAGGGGACCGGCUGAUGUGGUAAAGUGAUUCCCUCUCGCUUUCGUUUACUAAGGGUUUCUUAUCCUUUAUUUGGUGCUCAUCGGGGAAUCGUUCAUCACCACCGUUGUUUUAGGCCACUGCUUUACCCUAACACGAAGCUGACGGUCCUGCAGCCAGCUCUCGUCACUAGUGGGACCUUCGUCUCGGUGGAGCGAACAGGAACUGGUGCCUGGAGAGGCUGUCCAGGUACAAGCGCCUUCGUGUUUGGCAUUUUAAAAAUCCCUGAUUUUCUAUCGAUUCAAAAAGGAAUUUGGUUCUCUAAGUUUACGGAGAGCGGGAGGCGUGAUUGUUCUACAGAGAAACCCUGGAUUUCAGGGGCGUUAAGCGCUUGAGUUUUGUGAGGUUUCAGUCAGUGGAACGAGGACUCUGGAGCCCUAAGGGUUGGAGGCCGAAAGCUCGGCCCACUGAGAACUCAGAGUCUCUGAAGGGCCGGUGAAUGCAGAGGACGAGUCGUUUAGCGGGGUGGGGACCGCAGAGUCCUCCCCCACCCCUGUCCAGUGCUGUGAGGCAUGCUGACUUCUCUGCUCCUUGGGAAAAAGUAGGCCCCUAGGUAUUUUUUCAUCGAUUCUUCGGAUUGAAGCUUGUCUUAUGUUUUCAUCAUAGGGUAAGACUAUCAGGGUCAUGAAAGGAAAGAAUUAAGAGUCUAACACGGCAAUAUUAUCCAUGCAGCAAAAUACUAACUCGUGCCUAGACUCCCAAUUUGUUUAGUGUCAUUUGUUAAUCGUGGAUGUGAAUGUAAAUCCCGAGAGUCACAGGAGCAAUGAGUGAUCGGUGUUGUUACGGUGUACUUUUUUGAUUUCCAGAUAGAUUCAUUUAGAUUCUAACUAGUGAUUGCUGCUGCUUGAGAACUUAAGACUUGCAUUCUGCUGAGAUCGAGGCUGGUUCUUUUGGUAGAUCUUUGAAAGCAAGCUGAAGCGGUGUUAAAAGCUGUGAGCCAAAUGGGUCCCAAAUGCAGUAUUUGACUUUUUCCUGCUUUUCUAUCCGACACAUACACACUUAGGGAUCUGGUGGAUCUUACCUCUUUCUUUUUUCCCCGAAGCCCUGAGCCGCCUUUUAACCAGCUUGCAGGUGCAGAGUGUCUGUUUCCAGUAAGAUUAGCUAAGGAAACCUGAGGAACCAUGGGGCAGAGGCAGUGGGGAUUGAGGGCCCUCUCCCACCCACCUCCACCCCGAUUUUUACACUUCGACAAUAAACCAGAAGUGGGUGGUAUGAAGUUAUUGCUCUUUCCCGCCAAGAGAUGAGGUAAGUGCAAAUUUCAGCUCUAAAAGAAACAGGCGGGCUUCGAAAGGCAGACAGACAGGCAGCUGUGGAGAGAGGGAACUGAAGAGUGGCUUUUUCUGCGGGAAUGGGUUGCCUGGCCCCAGCCUAUCCCUGCCGAUCACGUCUCUAAGGGUGUGGUUUUCUAAAUCGGGUCUUCUAAGACACAUUCAUGCCAUCUCUCAUAGCCCUAGCCCUGUGGUAAUGAAUUAACCAGUAGUUCCAGGGUGGCCACGGUCUAAACCGGUAUUGGUUUUUUAAGAAGAGAACAAAAAAAACAAAAACAAAGAGAAAAAGCAUUCUUUUCUUCAUCGCGGGCAUAUAGAAUAGUUAGGUGCCAUUUGUAAGGUAACUCCUUUAAAAUCCUAUACUACAUACUAUAGUAGUGGUUUUUGGUCUGAUAUACCGCUCUGGAUCGUACACACUAGACAAAAAGCAGUGCUUUGUGAAACGCAGUGUUUUAUCUUCAUGCCGCUGGUGAUAGGAAGUAGUCUUCUUCAGUUCAAACUCCUGUGCCCUUAUCUGCUGCUUGCUGAAGUAAGCAAUAAAUCCUCCUCUAAUGGUAUUUAAGCACCUCCGUAUCUUGUACCCUCUGAUGGUGAGUCUGGUGCCAGUGUUGAACAUUGUAGACAGAUAUCAAAGUAUCUAUAGGAUGUAUUUAUUAACUUACUACUGAGGCUUAGUCCGUGAACCGUGUGUUGUAUUUUUAGUCACUGUGUAACUACGUGGUGGUGAUGGUGGUGGUGAUGUUGUUUGAACAAGCAAUCCUUUAAGAGCUGCAGUAUCCCCUUUUCACCCGAACACCAAUCUGCCUCGGUUUCAGUGGAUCGGCUUCACGGGUCAGGGAAAGGAGGGAGCUAGGAAGAGAGAAGAAAGGGGGUGGUUUGGGAAGUGGACUUCAGGCCUCCAGCUUCAACUUUUCCAAAAAAAAAAAAACCUCGCUUCUAAGCUCUUCACUGUGAGUUUUAAAGGGAUUCAAUACCCCACUUACUGUUUCUCUGCAUUCGCUUUGGAAAUGUGCAAUUUAGGCUACAGGACAGCACCACAUCCCAGUGCUGUUGACCCCCACUUUGACUUAGACUAAAAAGGUGGGUAGAAACACACACACACACACACACACAUGUAAAUAAUUUUUCUUUACCUACAAGUGCCAUCCAUUGUCCUUGCAAAUAAGGAAACUACAUUCCUGCCCUUGGCCCACAGAGCAGUCUCACCUGCCUAAUUAAAACGAAAGUGACCCUUUCUCCGAGGACAGUGUCAAAACUGAGUUUAACUUUUUGCCACAUUUAUAGUGGUUACGUUGUCAGCACUGCAUUUUCAUGCCAACCCCACUCCACUGUUAGAACACCGUGUCGAUGAAAAGCGCAACCUUCUAUGGGCAAACAUGAUGCGUUAAAAAAAAAUACAUUUCAGUGUUUACAGAUAGAUGCAACUGCUGUUAGAGUUCAAGUACCCCCCUGCACACACACCCACCACCCCAGGCUGGCUGUAGCUCAAGAAAGAUUGAUCUAAAUUACUGGUUGUGGUUCAGCACAGAUUUGUCUGCUCAUCUGCCGCUCUCAUUUUGGCCAGGCUAUUAAAAAAAGGGGAUACUUCAGCUUUGCUCAUGCCUAUAAUUUAGGCCAAUCUUUCCUUGAAACCUGGCGCCAGGGAAAAAAACAACCAAAAAACAACAAAAAAAAAGCAUUUCCUCCCUUGUCUCGUGUGUGAUAGGCAGUGUGCAGAGGGCCGCCCCACCCUCGUUUCUAGCUUGUGGAAACUUAAAUGUUAAAGUACUUUUCAGUGGGGUUGGUUGGUCGGUCGGGCUCCAACCACCACCUUGAACAAGCCUAUCAGCUGCCGCUAUUAUAACAGAAGAAGUAUUUUCCAUGAAAAAAAGAAUUUAGUUGAAAAGGAUUCUUCACGUCGCUCAAGUUUUCCCAUAACUACAUUUAGCUGCCAACGGUUGGACCGUUAACUUGGCCGGAGAGCAAACCGGAGCCAGGAGAGGAAAGCCCAGUGAGCAGGUUCUCUUUCGGUAGGACUCUUCAAAAUCGGUUUUGGAGCUGGGUUAGCUAUCUGGGGGUGAGCUUCAAGUCUUACACUGGGUGCUCUUGGUGAGAGAGACAUGAUGUAUUCUCUUGUUCAUGACAUUUCUCUGCAAUGAAUUCUCUGUGAAGUGAAUCGGUUGAAGCCAAUCCUUUCUUACAAAGUCUAUGGAAUUUCUCCAUUUGCAAACCUGCUCUACAGCUCGCUCGUGGGCUGAGUUGUAAUCAUGUAUUCUCACCCGUGUUUUAUUUUUAAAUAGUUCAUUCAGGUAAGAACUAUGUUGAAACUCUGCCAGUAUCUUAAUAAAACACAGCAAUUAAAAAGUC